UGUCAUCAAACAAUUUAGCGUCCCUUCGCUUCGUGCAUGUGUUUUCUUGCCUCUAGAGUUGAAGCAUCGCCAGAGGCUUGGCUUGACCUAAAAGCAGAAAGCCUUGGUUGAAUAAUGAGGGUUUUUUUUCAAGCCGUAUGAAUAACUGGGUAUGGUUAUUCCUAAUUUACAAUUUAUAAUAUCUUGGCCCCUUUAGAAGUUGAUGAUGGCGGCUGCUGAACAAGUAGGUUUGAACAAAACGUGGGAAUUGUCGCUUUACGAGCUCCACAGAACACCACAAGAUGCAAUUACCGAUAAUACCGAAAUAGCCGUUAGCCCGAGGAGUCUACACAGCGAACUAAUGUGCCCUAUUUGUCUCGAUAUGCUAAAGAAGACUAUGACCACAAAAGAAUGUCUUCAUCGCUUUUGCUCAGACUGCAUUAUCACAGCACUCCGCAGUGGAAACAAGGAAUGUCCAACGUGUCGCAAGAAAUUAGUUUCAAAAAGGUCUCUGCGACCUGAUCCAAAUUUUGAUCUUCUAAUCUCAAAAAUCUAUCCUAGCCGAGAUGAGUACGAAGCUCAUCAAGAACGUGUACUUGCCAAACUAAAUAAAUCUCAUUCUCAAGCUGCUCUGGUCAACUCCAUCACAGAAGGCAUAAAACUUCAGAGUCAAAAUAGACCACAGAGAUCACGGAAAAAUGCCAAUGAAUCGGAGAAUGCAAACGGCGCAUCCUCGUACAGCGCAGGAAAUACAAGUGGGCGUACAACGCCAAAUCCUUCUGCAAAUUUAGCAAAUCAAAGUGACUCUUCUCAAGGAGCUACUGGAACAACAAAUAUCACGUUACUCACAAACGUUAUUAACAAUAAUCAAAAUCAACAAAAUUCUAACAGCGUUUCUCAGCCGGCCAGCAGUCCUGCAGUCUCUGGAACAACAUCUCGAAAUUCUACAACGCCAUCCCCAAAUCCGAUCAAUCAGAUUCCGAAGCCUCCAAAGCGUCAAAAAAGUUUGCAGAACUCUGAAAAUGAUUCUGCUGGAUCUAGUGUAGAGGCUGAGACAGGAGGAGGAGAUUCUAUGGUCGAUACAGAGGGUGAGGGUCCUGGAGAACCCCUUAUGCUGAAUGAAAUUGAACUGGUAUUCAAGCCUCAUCCAACUGAAAUGGCAGAGGAUAAUUCGUUGAUAAAAGCGUUGAAAGAAAACAGUAUUCGAUACAUAAAAACAACCGCUAAUGCUACAGUUGAUCACCUGAGCAAAUAUCUUGCGACACGUUUAACGCUUGAUUUAGACACGGAAUUAUCCGAAUCUCACAGGCAUUUGAACUUCUGUAUCUACAUAGCCCCAUCCCCAGGUCAGCUAGUGGUUCUCAGUGGAUCACAAACAUUACGACAGGUGAACGACAAAUUUUGGAGGGUGAACCGACCUCUGGAAAUGUAUUACUCCUGGAAAAGAACCUAGGUGACGACUUUUUACUACAAUUAGAAUGGCAAAUCAAGAAUAGACAAGGGUUUUGGGAAACGAUAUUGAAAGGAAACCUUUACUUCAUCAUCAGUGAAGCUAACGAUACCGGCACAUUCUUCAAUUGAGCAUUCGAUGCUGGAUUCAAAAAAAAGUACCCAUGUUUUUAUACAAUUCUGGCAUUGCCUAUAUGAAGACCAACUUACAUUGAUAAUACCGAAUUUUUACACGAGUGACACUUGAUAGGAAUUUUUUAAAUUUAGCUUAAGAGUAUACAUAAGAGUCUGCGCUGCAUGUCAACUGUUUGUUAAGACUUAUUCGACAUGCUUAACAACGAUGAAAUUUGCAAUUACUAAAGUACCUAUACUAACGUAUGCAUACCAAAAUGGAGCAUCAUACGUUACGUUAAAAAUAAUGUACAACUUGAACGUUAUAAAAAUAAGAAUCCUUAUAAUUUUACCGAACUGUAAUAUAUUUUCUAGAUAUGUUUGUCGGCUGAAAAUAUAAACCCAGUGUAAAUAGUACGAUAUCUGUAAUUCUAAGUUGUAAAAAAAGUGUAUUAUUAACUACGAAAAGAAAAAUAACAAGAAGCAAAUUGAUCCACUA
Athalia rosae (coleseed sawfly) is the source of this 2038-nucleotide messenger RNA. It is a transcript of the gene Sce, whose product is annotated as E3 ubiquitin-protein ligase RING1. Gene Ontology annotation, cellular component: PcG protein complex; ubiquitin ligase complex. The record is from RefSeq and is a predicted model, not a curated record. Bases 203 to 1432 code for a protein of 409 amino acids. Gene Ontology annotation, molecular function: chromatin binding; ubiquitin protein ligase activity. Lineage: Eukaryota; Metazoa; Arthropoda; Insecta; Hymenoptera; Athaliidae. The transcript is spliced from 5 exons.